Molecule: messenger RNA, 2103 nt
Organism: Myzus persicae (green peach aphid)
Lineage: Eukaryota; Metazoa; Arthropoda; Insecta; Hemiptera; Aphididae
Product: death-associated inhibitor of apoptosis 2-like
Exons: 6
Coding region: 200-1582 (460 amino acids)
Cellular component (GO): cytoplasm; nucleus
Source: RefSeq, a predicted model, not a curated record
GCACCGCCUCAUCACCAAACAAACUCCUGUUGGCUUGCGGAGCUGCUUCGCGUUCAGGUGCCGUUCUAAUCGCCCUCACAUAAACAAGCAUCAGCCAUCAGCGCGUCAGCGUGCUAGCGCCGGACAGACGCCAUUUGCAUCGACGCUACAGACUCGUUUGUCGUUAUCGUUCUGCCGCCACUCGUCAUUCUUUGACACCAUGGACAACAGCUCUGAACGUGUUCCGCCGAACGACUCGCCCGCACAGUACAACAAUGUCGGCAACGACAACGACAAUGGAAACUAUGUCGGCAACGACAAUGGAAAUUAUGUCAGCAACGACAACGACCACACCGCCGAAAACACUGGUAUUAUGCCAUCUCCAAGUCAUAAGCCUGUUACACCUUCUCUAAGUUCAAAAAGUAUUACAAAAUCACCAGAGUGUACUAUUCUUAUCUGUGAUAUGAAAAUUUAUGAAAAUCGUCUGAAGACUUUUAAAAAAUGGCCAUCAAAAUGUAUUACACCUGAAAAAUUGGCUAGGGCUGGGUUUUAUUAUACAGGCAUGCAAGAUAAAGUAAGGUGUUUAUACUGCCCAAAUGAAUUUGAAUACUGGGGAAAAGAUGACGAUCCAUAUACUGAGCACAAAUUGGCCUCUCCUCAGUGUCAAUAUUUCAAAGAAAAACUAGAUCAUAAAUCUGAUGUGAUGACUACUUUUGUUCAAAACUUCUUACGUUCUGUUGGUAUUGUGACAGAUAUGAAUAUGAAAGUUCUCUCAAAUUAUAAAGCAUUAACUUCUUUGGAGUCUCGUAAGAAGACAUUUGAAGCUUUCACUAAAAAACUAACCCAUGAUGUUCAAACUUUUUGUAAAGCUGGAUUAUUUUAUAUAGGUGAAAACGAUAGGAUGUUAUGUUUCUGCUGUAACCAAGGUCUGAUGGAUUGGGAAGUUGAUGAUGAUCCUUGGGUUGAACAUGCCCGGUGGUCACCACUUUGCAGUUACGUUCUUUUAAGUAAAGGCAAACGUUUUGUGGAAGAGGUUGGUGGUGAAGUAAACUAUAGUUUACGAAUUAACCUAGAGGAAUUGAAUAAGUUAUUUACCAUUCACAGACAACUUGCAGUUGAUAGCGAUACAAUGAGAAAUUUGGAAACAUUAACCGAAAGUAAUACAUUUAUGGACUUUUUGGAACCUAUAACAAUUAUGCGCGUAAGUCAACGGGAACCAUCUGCACCUGAUUCAGUGUUAUGCAAAAUUUGCUUUAAAGAAAAAUUGGAAGUGCUUUUCAUGCCUUGUGGUCACGUUAUUGCUUGUAUUCAAUGUGCAGUAACCCUUGAUGUGUGUGCUGUAUGCAGACAGCCGUUUACUUUGACUAUGAGAGUUGGUCUUUAUGUCACUAAUCUAAAAGAAUUCAGUUUAGAAUAUUUUCCAUCGAAGUGUUCAGACGAACUAAUUGAUCCAGUUCUAUGUAAAGUUUGUUGCAAAGAAGAAAUGCAAGCUGUAUUUUUACCAUGUAGACACAUAUCCACUUGUUUUAAAUGUGCACCAAAAAUAAAUCAAUGUGUGGUAUGUUUUGAACCAAUAUAUGCAUAUAUGCAAGUGUUCUUAUAGCAUUUAUAAACAAUGAAACAAUCUAAAUUUAUGUAUAAAAACAAUUUAAUAUACAAUCAUAAAUAAUGAUUUUUUUUAUCUUUAGUGUAAUAUUAGUUUGUUAAUUAUUUAAUAAGCAUUUAUAAUUGUAAGACUCAAGUUAGAAUUAAGUAAAUGGAACAAUAUUAUCGACUGAUUUUUUGUCUUAAACAUUGCUUUAAUUUUUGUUUAGGUUAAACCAAAUGUGUAACUUUUUUUAACCUGCCAUAUUUAUGACUGUAUUUGUACUACUAUAUUUAAUAUAUUGACAUUGAUAAUAUGAUUGACAGUAUAUUAUAAUUUAAAAAAAAACUAAUUUUAGUAUUGAUUGGAAAACAUAAAUACUUUGGGUACCAUCCAGUUAAUUAUUGAAAAAUAUACUGCAAUAAAUGUAAUAUUAAGUUGACAUUAAAUUCAAGAGUUAUAACCAAAAAUGUACACAAUUAUACUAGUAAAUCUAUUUUAUUUUUUUCUUGUACUUUACCUUAGUUGUAAAUUAAAUU